Messenger RNA from Glossina fuscipes, 1769 nucleotides. RefSeq names its product fatty-acid amide hydrolase 2. The transcript has a single exon. The coding region runs from base 73 to 1647 and encodes 524 amino acids. The record is from RefSeq and is a predicted model, not a curated record. Lineage: Eukaryota; Metazoa; Arthropoda; Insecta; Diptera; Glossinidae.
UUUCGCAACCAGUUGACGUAGACAUUUUAAGCAGCUAAACUGAUUCACACCGAUUUAUUUUAAAGCAACGUUAUGGCCGAAAAGAAAGCAACAUUUUUAACAUCAUUUUUAAUAUUUUUAAAUAUAUUAAUCGAUAAUAUUUUGGAAUUUAUUUUGGGUUGGUAUUUUGGGCCAAAAAAGCGCGUUCAAAAAGUGCAGGACAAAGGGCAGGAAUUAAUCGUUUCGAAAAGUGCUGUCGAGCUGGCCCAGCUCAUACGUGAACGCAAAUUGAAGUCUUAUGAUGUGGUUAAAGCGUACUUUGAGCGCGUGGAAGUGGUAAAGUUACAAAUAAAUGCUGUAGUGGACGGGCCUUUCUCAGACGCUUUGGAAGAGGCAACACAAAUUGACAGGAGAUUAGAUAAUAAUGAAUAUUCUGAAAGCGAACUGAAAUCCAAACCUUUUUUAGGUGUUCCUUUUACAACCAAAGACAGCACAGCUGUUGCAGGAAAAUUGCAGACACUUGGCUUGGUUUCUAGGAAAAGUCUAAAAGCAGAAGAGGACGCUGAGUGCAUAAGGCUUAUGAAAAACAGCGGGGCUAUUAUAAUUGCCACCUCAAAUGUUCCUGAAAUUAAUAUGUGGUGCGAGACCAGGAAUAACCUUAUAGGUCAAACAAACAAUCCCUACGACUUGAGACGAUCUGCAGGUGGCUCGUCUGGAGGGGAGGCUGCUUUGAUAUCUUCAUGCUGUACAGCUUUCGGCUUGGGCACAGAUAUUGGGGGUUCCAUAAGAAUACCAGCAUUCAAAUGUGGUAUUUUUGGUCAUAAGCCUACAAAAUUCGCAGUGGAUACUCGUGGUUGCACUUUCCGCACUGGUAAAGAGGAACAAACGAUGAUGGUCGUUGGUCCUAUGACCCGCUUUAGUCGGGAUCUAAUGCCGAUCUUUAAAGUACUGGUUAGGCCUGAGAUGGUGCAGAAGCUUCAACUUGACCUGCCUGUAGAUUUAAAAAAAUUGCGCUUCUUUUAUAUACCCAGCAAUAAUAGCAAGUUAUGCAAUCCGGUAAACCAUGAGACACAGAUGGUUAUGUAUCAAAUACGUCGCCAUUUUCAAAACUCAAGUGGAAAAGAAGUUCAGCUGCUUAAAUUACCUGGCAUAGAAUAUAGUCACAAAUUAUGGCGUUAUUGGAUGACACAGGAAACUUCUGAAUUUAGUAAACUGCUAGGCAAUGGCACCAAAGUAAAUCCUUUUUUGGAAAUAUUAAAAAAGCUUGUUGGAAAGAGUGAGUUCACCAUGGCGGCCAUCUAUGGUCUAAUAAAUUCUGUUUUGCCGCCAGAAAAAGAAGAGAAAAUGCGAGAAAUAACUUCAAAAAUGAAGCGCAUACUGAAAGAAGUUUUAGGAGAUGAUGGAGUCUUGUUCUAUCACAGUUCCCCUAGGACAGCAACAUUCCACUAUUAUCCUCUAAUUAAGUUUGGCGAUAUAAGUUAUUUUUCCAUAUUUAAUGUGCUACAGACACCAACCACACAAGUCCCGAUGGGCUUAGAUAGUAACGGUAUGCCGAUGGGUAUUCAAGUAGUAGCCAAUGAAAUGAACGAUCGCUUGUGUUUAGCAGUAGCUGGGGAAUUAGAAAGAGCUUUUGGUGGUUGGGUACCGCCAUAUAACAUUAGCAAUUAAUUCCAAUCAUUUAAUUUUCAUAUUGUAUUAUAAGUAGUAAUAAGUGCAUGUGUAAGGAAUAUCAGGAAAAUAUCUGCUUCUUCAAUAACAUUUAUAGAAUAAAACAGGAUAGUAAGUAAAAU